CCCAUCUUCCAACGUUUCAAAUGAAUCAGUCCACACCAAAACGCAAACAAACUACAUCAGAAACGCAACUUCCAACUCUCAAACGGUGUUAUAAAAAAGAAACACAAAGAGCCAGAGGGUCUAACCUUCAAAGCCAGUUAUGCUUUUCUUCUACUUUUCCACAUACCCUUUUGCCUAAAUAUCUUAUUUCCUAUCAAAAAUAUCUUUGAAAUACUAUAUUGGAACCAAAGGAAAGGAAAAAAAAGGAAAAAAAGAUGUCAGUUUUGGCAGCAAAUUCUCAAAUUUUGUAUAGAGAAUUCUAUCAGAGGGACCAACAACAGCAGCUUUGGAACAGUGGGAGCUGCAUGUUGUUGCAAAAAAAUUGUGGGUAUUUUGGGUUUGAUAGGAGGAAUGGAAAAUGGAAGAAGAAUAUUGCAAGGAGAGAUUGGAGAGUAGAAGCUCUUUGGCCUGAUUUGUCCAGACCAAGUGCGGUUGAGAUGGAACCAAUCAACGAUUGUGAUCAGCUUGAUCAAAUUCUGCUUCGUGCUCAAGAGCUCUCCCAGCCUAUUCUCAUUGACUGGAUGGCUGCUUGGUGCCGGAAAUGUAUCUAUUUGAAGCCUAAAUUGGAGAAAUUGGCAGCUGAGUAUAAUACCAAAAUCAAAUUUUAUUGUGUGGAUGUCAACAAGGUACCUCAAGGUCUAGUGAAGCGGGGAAACAUCUCUAAAAUGCCAACAAUUCAGGUAUGGAAGGAUGGAGAGAUGAAAGAAGAAGUAAUUGGAGGACACAAGGCAUGGCUUGUGAUUGAAGAAGUGAGACAAAUGAUCCAAAAGUUUGUAUGAUUAAACUACUGGGACCAUCACUCUUCUCUGUAGAAUUAGCUCUUUCUCUGCUCUGCCAUGAUAAGGAAACUCACUUCCUAUAGAAAAGCCAUAUUUGUACAGUAGAAAUAAUUCCACUAAUCAGUGUUGAUGCAUAAAGGAAAGAUGCAUCUUGAAUUUGAAGUUUGAAAUUAGCAUGGCCAUGGUAUGCUGCAAUUGCUGUGUGCAGAGAGGUCUUCUUACUUUGUUUUUUAAUGUCUGCAAGUACCAUAGUAUGAAAAGCUUUGAAGAUUGUCUGUAUACAAUCUAAAUAUAGCAAUUGAAACUUGAAAGGCUUACUGUGGCA
Theobroma cacao (cacao) is the source of this 1143-nucleotide messenger RNA. It is a transcript of the gene WCRKC1, whose product is annotated as WCRKC thioredoxin 1. Gene Ontology annotation, cellular component: chloroplast stroma. The record is from RefSeq and is a predicted model, not a curated record. NCBI's taxonomy places the organism in Eukaryota, Viridiplantae, Streptophyta, Magnoliopsida, Malvales, Malvaceae.